GAGUUUUCAAGGUUAGUCUAAGUUAUUAUGUUGAUCGCACUACACGUGUGAGUCAGUUCUAUUUGGUGACUUCGUUGAGCUUGUUGCCGGCUCCUCUAUUAGGAUUGCGGCUCAAUAAAGCAUUAACAUGUUCGGAAAGGUUUCAAACGACAGUUUCCGUGACAUCUUCGAGUCAACCCUCUUCGAUGACCGCUUCGAGGUUUCUGACCAUUACGGGUCUUACCAAGGCUCUCAGAAACAGUCAAAGCUCGGUCUGCAUCAUUUCAAUGAGAGAGGUGUUGAGAAGCUUGCUCAAACUAUUUUAGACGAACGAAAGAACACUUCCACAUCACCACAACCAACUUCAAAGGUCAAUGCCAGUCGCUACAAAACCGAAUUGUGUCGACCCUUCCAAGAGAGUGGGGUCUGCAAAUACGGCGAAAAAUGUCAAUUUGCUCACGGGGAAAAAGAGUUGAGAAACAUUAACCGACACCCCAAGUACAAGACAGAUCUGUGCCGAACGUAUCACUCAGUUGGGUUCUGCCCCUAUGGUCCCAGAUGUCAUUUCAUUCACAACUUGGAGGAGCUCAAGGAGCGACAAGCCCCCACUUCUCUGAACAUGAACAACACCAACACCGAGGAGAUGCCUCCCCUACCCAUGUUCUCCUUCCAGCGUUCUCGUAACGCCUCUGAUGUGGGCAGUAUCAGUGGGAGUUCCACCAAAUCUUCGCCCUCCCUCGAGUUGUCCGAUGGGGACGUUCUGGAUCUAUCAUUCAAUCAGAAUCAAGACCAUAAUAGUAACAGGAACCACUACUACAGAAACAAUAACAGCAACAGCAACAACAACAACCAUAAAAACCAUCAUGGUGUAUCUCUCAACUCAAGACUGCCAAUUUUUACCACGCUGUCGAAGUAAGAUCAAACAACAAUAUUUGAUUUUGGGCAUUAAAGGUUAUUUAUUUACCUAUAAGAUAAUAUCAAAGAUUUAAUAUAUAUAUAUUCUCGAGGAUUUCAAUUCUA
Molecule: messenger RNA, 999 nt
Organism: Tigriopus californicus
Lineage: Eukaryota; Metazoa; Arthropoda; Copepoda; Harpacticoida; Harpacticidae
Product: protein TIS11-like
Exons: 2
Coding region: 128-895 (255 amino acids)
Molecular function (GO): mRNA binding; metal ion binding
Source: RefSeq, a predicted model, not a curated record